CUGCCAAACGCGGCACCCGACGCGACUACAGUCAGUUCCGCCGCGACCGGUGCUCUCGUCCGUCACGCGCGCGCACUUACGUCUGCGUUUUCGCGUUGAUAAAAAAACGUGUGCUCAAAGGUGAUCGAACGUUGUUAUUUAAAUAUUUUUUGUUUACCACCCGCAACCGUCGUUAUCUGUAAGCUCGUGAUUUUUAUCAAUUUCGCGCCGAAAUUUUUUUCUCGACAGUCCGUCCGAAUAAUCGCGUAUACGCACUGCUGAAGCACUUUCAUUCUACCGCCUCCGCCACCAUGCAACCGAGCAACGGCUCCAAAGACGUGUCCUCGGCGGCGGCCGAGAAGACUUGCGGCGCGACUGGCAGCUCCGGCAACCAGCAGUUCUGCUUGCGGUGGAACAACUACCAAAGUAACCUGACCAACGUGUUCGACCAACUGCUGCAGAACGGCACGUUCGUGGAUGUGACGAUCGCCUGUGACGGUCACACGCUCAAGGCACACAAGAUCGUGCUGUCCGCGUGCAGCCCGUACUUCCAGAGCAUGCUGGCCGAGAAUAAGUGUAAGCACCCGAUCGUCAUACUGAAAGACGUCCAGUGGCCUGAGCUCAGGGCCGUCGUCGAUUUUAUGUACAAGGGCGAGAUAAACGUUUACCAGGAACAGAUUGGCCCACUGUUACGCGUUGCUGAGACGCUGAAAGUCCGCGGUCUGGCCGACGUCAGCAACGAACAACUCACCGGCGGCGGUGGAUGUGAACCACAGGCCGCGGCCACCGUGGUGACGCCCACGACAGUAUCACCCGAAUCUCCCAAACAGCCGGCCCGCAAGCGGCACAGGCUGUCACCACCGGUGGCUAGCCCAGAGUCGGUAAUGUCCGACAUGGGAUCGUCGGCCGCGGACACGCCGCUCAACUUGCACCACAUGCCGCCUCCCCCGGCCCCUCAUCACCAGCAGCAGGUGCAGUCGCACGUGCACCAGCACCACCACCACCAGCAGCAACAGCAGCAGCAACAACAACAACAACAACAACAACAACAACAACAACAACAACAACAACAACAACAACAACAACAACAACAACAACAACAUCAGCAGCAGCAGCAACAUCAGCAGCAGCAACAUCAACAACAACAACAACAACAGCAGCAGCAGCAACAGCAGCAGCAGCAGUCGUCACAACAGCCACCGGCACCACAGGCCAUGCCGCCGUCCGCCUCGUCCGCUUCAUCGUCGUCGUCGUCAUCGUCGUCGAUACCACCGCCGAGCAGCGUGGCUGACGAUAUGGAGAUAAAGCCAGGCAUCGCCGAGAUGAUACGCGAGGAAGAAAGAGCCAAAAUGUUUGAAAGUUCUCAAGCCUGGCUCGCAUCCACGUCCUCGCCAAUGACAUCCGACAGUUACCAGUACCAACUGCAGUCCAUGUGGCAAAAGUGCUGGAACACCAACCAGAGCCUCGUGCACAACUUACGGUUCAGAGAGCGCGGUCCGCUCAAGUCGUGGAGACCAGAGACGAUGGCCGAGGCCAUACUGUCCGUGCUCAAGGAGGGCUUGUCGCUGUCACAGGCCGCUCGGAAGUACGACAUACCGUAUCCGACGUUCGUGCUGUACGCUAACCGGGUGCACAACUUGCUCGGUCCCUCCGCAGAUGGUGGCGCAGACUUAAGGCCUAAAGGCAGAGGACGUCCUCAAAGAAUAUUGUUAGGAUUUUGGCCAGAAGAUCAUAUUCAAAAUGUAAUCAGGACUGUUGUGUUCAGAGAUGCACAAAACAUCAAAGAAGAAGCAUUACACCUUUACCCAAGAAUACCGUGUUUAUCCGACCCAAUGUCUGGUGGUCACUAUGGUAACAACGCGGUUCAGUCGGUUGAAGGUCCCGUGUCGCCUAACUCUGCCGCGGCCGCCGUGGCCGCCGUCGCGCAGGGUAUACGGCAGCAAAUGAUGGCCGCCGCCGGACAUAACAUCUCUCCUUCAUCGGGUGUCGACGCGUUCGCCCUACUCGCCUCUUCGCACCUACCCAGUCCGGCUGACAUGUCACCAAAUUCGUCACCACCCGAUUCACCGUUAGUUUCCAACAACAACGUCGAGGUGAGCCUAAGUGGUUACAAGCGAUCCAUCGACCACUCCAACCAAGACAAUGUGUUCGUUGAAGACAUUGAUGAGCUCGUGAAGAACAGCCAUUGUACCGGGGGCUCGUCAAUGGGCAACACCAUCGAUCAGCAGCCGUUGCCGUUAGUCAUCGAGCAACGAACCGAAUAAAAAUACACCUACACACAGACUGAGAUAAACUAUAGCGAACAAAUCCAAUAAUACCGAUGUAUUAAAGACUUUGUGGUCAUGUGAGUUGGUCGUCGAUUAAAAAACAACAAAACUAAACAAAAAAAUUAAAAUAAAACAAAAAAAAACUAUUGUAAAUUUAAAGCAUAGACUUAUAUUAUCGAUUGGCAGUCCUAGCAUUUAUUUUUAAUAGAUAUUAUAUUUAUUAUUUUAAAUAUCGCACUAUGUAAUCGUUAAAAUAUUCGCAAUUACGUCAUUCGAUUUCUGUAUAUACAAUAAAAAAAAGUAUAAUAUAUAUAUUUUAUUUUGAAAUGUCAGCGGUUUGAAAACAAAAUUCACAAAUAUUUACUGAAGAUAAUAUUAUAUUAUUGUAAUAUACGUUUUUUAAAUGAUUUAAAAAAAUAUAAUAGUCAAAAUAACUAUGACUAUAAGCCAUUACUCGCGUAUCACGUGAAUCAACAAGUAGUUUUUUAUUACAUAUUUGUAUAUUAUAUUAUAUAAUAUAAUAUAUUAAUUAUUCGUAUACUAUUAUUUAUGACAUUAUACGUGGGCAAUGAGCGCCAAUGUAUAAAAUAUAUUACGUAUAAUGUAUAUUAUAUAUUAUAUAAUAAGUGUGUAUAUAUUGUUUGAUAUGUGUCAAUACUAUGUCUGACGGACAAUAAAAUGUGUUAUUAUUAAUUAACAAUAGGUUGUAAAAAAAAAAUUUAAAAAAAUAUUUAAAAAAAACUUAUAUACAGUAAUGCUUGUAAAAUAUGACGUGCGGUUGCCAUGAUAAUUAUUAAUAUUAUGUAAGAGUAGUUUUGGAGUAAAAAAAACAUUUGAAUACAUACUUUUAAGGCAAGAUUGUAUUGGUUACCUGUUCCUAGCACGUAAAUAUCUAUUGUAAAUCAUUUAUUGAAAGACAAACAUUCUCAACGGACUAGGCCAGUAAAAUGUAUUUCAUGUUCUUAUUUCCUUAUUAUUAUUAUUAUUAUUUUUUUUAGUUUUAGAUUAAUUUAUUUACACACACUUUUGUUAGCAUAAGCUUGUUGUAUGCAUAACUCUCAUAUUAUACAUUUUGAUUAAUUAUGUAUUGUUUAUAAUUGUAUUCAUUAAAAUAUUAUUAUUAUUAUUAUUAUUAUAUAUGGACUUAAAAAAUUGUACUUGUUUUAGACUACACAAAUAAAUAAUAUUGUAAUACUCCGACGUGUAUAUUAUUAAUAGAAAAAAGGUAAUACUUUUUCUUUUGUUGUAUAUUUUUUAAAAAAAUAAACCUUGCUACAUUACAUA
This is a messenger RNA of Acyrthosiphon pisum (pea aphid), 3530 nucleotides long. RefSeq names its product protein bric-a-brac 1. Gene Ontology annotation, biological process: regulation of transcription by RNA polymerase II. The record is from RefSeq and is a predicted model, not a curated record. The coding region runs from base 291 to 2243 and encodes 650 amino acids. The transcript is spliced from 6 exons. Gene Ontology annotation, cellular component: nucleus. Lineage: Eukaryota; Metazoa; Arthropoda; Insecta; Hemiptera; Aphididae. Gene Ontology annotation, molecular function: DNA binding; protein binding.